AUGAAACAAAAACAAGAAUUAACUGAUUCGGUAGGUUUAUCUUAUUUUCCAAAAAAAAAUUAUUAUUUUAUUCUUUAUUUAUUUAUUUCUUUCUUAAUUUUAUUUUAUUUAUUAAUAACUUUUUUAAGAUCUAUUUAA
Messenger RNA from Dictyostelium discoideum AX4, 138 nucleotides. RefSeq lists its product as hypothetical. The record is from RefSeq and is a predicted model, not a curated record. The transcript is spliced from 2 exons. Bases 1 to 138 code for a protein of 45 amino acids. Lineage: Eukaryota; Evosea; Eumycetozoa; Dictyosteliales; Dictyosteliaceae.